AUGGAUCAAAGAGAAACGGGGAAGGGGCUCUCCAGGCUCUGCAGUGCCCGCGAGGAGGGUCUGGACUCCUGGGGAGGCUCCUGCAUCCCGUCCCUGGGGCCAGGACGAGGAGGCUCCUGGGACGAGUCUACAACAAAAAAAAAGCUGCUCAAAAAACUUGCGGUUAGUGCGGACGUGCCCCGCCCCGCCGGACAGGGCUGGGGACAGCGGCGGACACCGGACAGGACACCUGCGACCAAAGAGCGAGUUACGGGCAGCGGGGGAAGCGCAGGAGCGGCUCAGCAUCCCGGCAAGCGCAGCCGCGGCGAGCAGCACAGGCGGCCGGGGAGCCCCGGAGAGCUCGGCACAGGGGGCACCUCAAAACCUGGCCACUUCAACAUCGGGGCUGCAAGGGAAACAGAAGGCAGGUUGGAGGACGCCGGGACGCUUGAUGGGAACAGAAGGUCGUGGUUAAGGAGAGAUUUGAAGGCUCCGAGCCGGUGGCCACCCGGCCCCAGAGCCCGCUGGCCACCCCGCACGCAGCGCCGGCGGGGGCAGAGGAAACAGCAGGAAGAAAAGAAGAAAAAGGAGGAAAAGUGGUGUUUAUUGAGUCGCUGGUGCUGCGAGGAGGGGAAGGAAGGGCACGGCCAGCCGGGAGCUGUGGCACGGCGGGGGCUGCGGAAGGGAGGGGGCGGCUUCCUUCCCCCCGGGCCGGCCAGCGCCGCUUCCCAGCGCCGGGAAAGCGCAGCCGGAGCUUGGCAUGCGGGACAGGAGCAGCAUCACCCCCUCCGUGCUGGCGGACACGGGGCCCGGCCCUAAAGCAGCUGUCGCUGCUCCCGCUCAGCGAAGCUGUUUAGUGGCGGCGGGACGAGCGCGUCCCCCGGGAUGGAGCAGGGACAAAAACACGGCCUGGGAAUGCGCGGUGGGCGAUGCAGGCGGUGAGGGCAGCACGCAGGCACGGCAGCCGAAAAAGACACCGAGGCCCAGCUCAAUGCAAUAAAUAAAACUUUUAUUCAAACAAUAA
Molecule: messenger RNA, 1003 nt
Organism: Catharus ustulatus (Swainson's thrush)
Lineage: Eukaryota; Metazoa; Chordata; Aves; Passeriformes; Turdidae
Product: collagen alpha-1(II) chain-like
Exons: 2
Coding region: 1-798 (265 amino acids)
Source: RefSeq, a predicted model, not a curated record